Camellia sinensis is the source of this 1155-nucleotide messenger RNA. Lineage: Eukaryota; Viridiplantae; Streptophyta; Magnoliopsida; Ericales; Theaceae. The record is from RefSeq and is a predicted model, not a curated record.
AUGGCCCUUAUUUUGAUGUACGUCAAGAAUAAUGAUUUGCUAGGGGAAUGGUUCUUUGAUAUCAUGGGUGUCAAAAAUACUUCUGCAUUGACUCUUAAAAAAGAGAUAUCGAAUAUCCUUUCUCAAUUUAAUCUCCCUAUUCAAAACAUGCAUGGUCAAGGAUAUGAUGGUGCUAGCAAUAUGCGUGGCAAAUGGAAUGGACUUCAAGCUUUAUUUCUUAAAGAUUGCCCAUAUGCAUAUUAUGUACAUUGCUUUGCACAUCAUCUGCAAUUGGCCUUAAUUGCGGCAGCAAAAGAUGAGCCUAAUGUUUGGAGUGAGGUUGAAAAGAUAUUGGCUAGUGGUGAGCGUCAAGUUGGUAAAGGGGCCAAUCAAAUUGGUACCUUGCAUCGAGCUGAAGCUACUCGUUGGAGCUUGCAUUAUGACUCUGUUAGAAACUUGAUUGAUAUGUAUGAGGCAUCUUGUGUAGUUGUUGAAAGUCUCAAGAAGAGUACAAAUCAACAAAUUCGCAGGCAAGCUAAUGGUGUUUACAAAAAAACUCAAGACAUCUUAAAUGCGGUGAAAUUAGUCUCUACAACAAAAGCUCUCCUUCAAAAACUUAGACAAGAUGAUUGGGAUAUUUUUCUUGCAAAUGUGGUGUCAUUUCGCCAUCGACACAACAUUGCGGUAUAUGAUAUGAGUUCUCCUUAUGAAGAGGGUACAAGUCGUUGUCAUCAACAAGAUUACAUUACAAUUGAGCAUCAUUAUCACUUUGACAUAUUCAACUCUACAAUUGAUUUUCAAUUGAUGGAGUUAGAACAUAGAUUUAAUGAUGGGGUAGUAAAACUUCUUUCUCUUAGCUCGACUUUUGAUCCAAGUGGCAAUUUUAAAUCUUUUAAUGUGGAUAAUAUUUGCAAUCUUGUUGAGAAAUUUUAUCCCCAAGAUUUCACUUCUCAAGACAUCCAUGCUUUGAGAUGUCAAUUAAUGCAUUAUAAGCUUGAUGUUGUUUGUGAUCCCAAGUUUCAUAAGAUAUCUACCCUUGCCGAAUUGUGCCGAGAACUAUGUGACAAGAAAGUUCGAGCAUUACACCAUGAUCUACAAAUUGAUUCGUCUUGUGUCAACCUUUCCUAUUUCUACAGCGACUACGGAAAGAGCAUUUUCGGGUAUGAAGCAUAUUAA